Messenger RNA from Perkinsus marinus ATCC 50983, 819 nucleotides. RefSeq lists its product as hypothetical. NCBI's taxonomy places the organism in Eukaryota, Perkinsozoa, Perkinsida, Perkinsidae. The transcript has a single exon. The coding region runs from base 1 to 819 and encodes 272 amino acids. The record is from RefSeq and is a predicted model, not a curated record.
AUGGUUCUCCCAUCUACCUAUAUCGUUGCAAUCUUCUUGUUUGGCGCCAUCCCGUGGGUAUCAGCGGCUUAUAAGGGGCCUCGCGGUAUGUACUGUGCUGAGAAGGACGCUCCGUCCAAGCUUAUUAUGGCGUUCAGACCGUAUGAGGACAAGUGGAUGUACAAUGCGACCUUCGGUGAUUUCAAAAUAUAUGGGCUAACGAAGAUCAAUACCAUCGCAUCUAUCGGAUAUAGCCAGAUAUUGUAUACAGCAUCACCGGGUGGAUCACCAGAUGAGCAGAGUCUGAGGCUACCGGAUACCUAUCAAUUGAAGGGGUUCGUUACCUCCAUGGGUCUGGGCGUCAAGACCUUGACCCGUAUGUUGUACUUACCCCGCAGCCACGGCCAAUCAGAGAUUGUGAUGAACGGUGAGCCUGAGAUACGCUUAACCUAUGGCGCGUGUCUUCAGCCUGUGAAUCAUCAUUUUUGCCAAUUUGCUCACGGCAAGGGCUUAAGUGUGGCCCUCCGCUCUGAUGCUACGCACAUGGUCGUCUACAAUGAUGCCAUCCCCGUGAAAGAACUCCAAUCGGUAGCGGACACAGUGAACUAUCCCUUCAAUAUUUUGGUAUUGAAAAGAGAGGAAAAAGGGUUGGAUGUUUUACUCUCUCUUAUGGACAAUCGCACACAAGUUGGUCAAGAGGAUUGGUGGAUGACAGGAAAGGCCAUGACCUUGGAUCUAUUCCGUGAUACUUUGACCAUACACCAUGGUCCAUGGAUAUAUGGUUAUGACCCGUCACAUCCUACCCCUCCGGAUAUUGUCCUCAAGGCGUGCCAUCCCUAA